AAUACUGUCAUAGAAAAAAUGCCGUAAAUUUUGACAGCUCUUAAUAAGAAUAAGCAAAAAAUUAAUUUACACAAACUUUUUUAUAUUUUCCUCCUAACUUUCUGCAAUUUUUCUAUAAAUUAAAUAAAUAAACAACACAAUAAAGGAAAACAAACAAAAACUUGCCAGAAAAAUCUUGUGAAUAACAGAGGGAUAAAAGAAAUAAACACACAAUUUCUACUAGUUUCUAUUAGAGAAGACUGUAAAAAACACACCUGCUAAAAUGUCUCACACGAUUCUUUUGGUACAACCUGGUUCCCGGCCAGAAACACGCACCUACAGCGACUACGACAGUGUCAACGACUGCAUGGAAGGUGUUUGUCGCAUUUAUGAAGAGCAUUUGAAACGUAUUAACCCCAAUACACCCACCAUCACUUAUGAUAUUAGCCAACUGUUCGAUUUCUUAGACCAAUUGGCCGAUAUUAGCUGUUUGGUUUAUCAGAAAUCCACAAAUACCUAUGCGCCCUACAAUAAAGAAUGGAUUAAGGAGAAAAUCUAUGUAUUGCUAAGACAAGCGGCCGGUAGCUCAGACUGAUGUCAUAAUAAUGUUUUAAGUGUUUAGCAGCAGCAGCCGCAAUAAAUACACAUUAGCCCCAAAAACAACUACAACAACAAAACAGCAUUAACAUCCUCAACUCCUUAGAACAUCCAUCAGCAUCUAAUCCAAAUCUUUUUUUAUUAUAAAUAUUUAAACCAUGUAAAAAAAGAAGUAUAAUUAACAAUUGAAUUUGUCAAUUGAUUUUAGCAGUAGUAGUAUCCUCUCGUCAUGUAAGAAAAUUGAACUGGUGUGUGCAGUGUGAGUUACUAAAACAAAACAAUAAUUUGUUCUUUUCACUUAAUUUUUCUCUGUAAACUUUUCUAUUUUUUAAUAAGUAUGAAUUUUUUAUUUAAUUUUUUUAUUGUUAAUUAAAAAUAUAAAUCGCGGAAAUCGAAAGCAAUGAGUGCUUUUCUUUUCUUAAUAAAAAUAAAUAAUAAAAUCAACAAUA
Lucilia sericata (common green bottle fly) is the source of this 1025-nucleotide messenger RNA. RefSeq names its product enhancer of rudimentary homolog. NCBI's taxonomy places the organism in Eukaryota, Metazoa, Arthropoda, Insecta, Diptera, Calliphoridae. The coding region runs from base 263 to 574 and encodes 103 amino acids. The record is from RefSeq and is a predicted model, not a curated record. The transcript has 2 exons.